AUGUCUCUAUCGGCAAACAAGCCUCCAACAGACCUCACAUCCGGCUCAAUAAAAGUGGAUAAAUCAACACAGACCAAAGACGAUUUACGCCUGGCGGACAAGCAUCAGUCAGAGGAAUCCGAGAAAGGGAAUACGAUAAAGAUAAGAAAUGAGGAGACUAAGAUACAUCAUCAAUGUGACGAUGAAAGCAAUGUCACUUAUCCUGAAGGCGGGUACAUUGCUUGGGCAGUUGUAGCGGGAAGUUGGUUGGCAUUAUUCGGCUCUAUGUCUUUUAUGAACAGCGUCGGGACGUUUCAGGCAUAUCUGAUGCAUAACCAACUCAAAGGCCAAAGCUCUACGACCAUUGGAUGGAUCUUUGGGCCGAUAUUCGAUGCGACAGGCCCGCGUCAACUCAUUGGGGCUGGGGGCUUCACUACGGUGCUCUACCUCGUUCUAUUGGGCGAAUGUAGUGAAUACUGGCAUUUCAUGCUUGUCUUUGGCGUUUUGGGAGGCUUCAGCCUCUCCCUUGUCUUUAGCCCAGCAAUAUCGAUUGUUGCCCAUUACUUUAACAGACGACGCGGCCUUGCUACCGGAAUUGCUUCAUCUGGGGGCGCUGCCGGAGGGAUAGUUUUUCCCCUGAUGCUGCAGAGACUCUUCUCGACCAUUGGAUUUGUUUGGGCCGUGCGUGUGGCCGCCCUUGUCUGCGUCAUAACAUUUACCUCCGCCGUUCUCCUCAUCCGUCCUCGAUUCCCCCCAAAGCGGUUGAUGCUGUCUUCUGUUCGUCCAAAAUUUUCUGUCUUUCGCCAUGGCGCGUUCGCAUUUACCAGUUUGGGUGUGUUCUUUCUAGAAUGGGGACUCUUUAUCCCCUUUUCGUACCUCACCUCCUACGCUCUGGACCAUCAACAAUCUUCAAAUUUCUCAUACAUGCUGAUGUCUCUCAUAAACGCGGGUGGCAUCUUCGGCCGCUGGAUCCCGGGUUUCUAUGCAGACAGGUUUGGGAGAUUCAACAUCUUGAUUCUUGCCGUCCUUGGGUGCGGCCUAUGCAACGCCUGUUUCUGGCUGCCAGCAGAGUCAAGUCAGUCUUUGAUGAUUAUCUUCGCCCUCGCAUUUGGUUUCUUCAGUGGCAGCACUGUAAGUCUGGCACCUGUAUGCGUGGGGCAGUUAUGCAAAAUUGAAGCCUAUGGACGAUACUAUGCGACAGCCUAUGUCGUGGUUAGUGCGAGUACCUUCACCGCUACUCCAAUUGGAGGCGAGCUUCUCCAAAGAGCCAGUGUGGCUAAAAGGAUUGCCUGCGGGAAGAAGAGCAUGUGGACUAUUUUCUGA
Molecule: messenger RNA, 1302 nt
Organism: Clonostachys solani
Lineage: Eukaryota; Fungi; Ascomycota; Sordariomycetes; Hypocreales; Bionectriaceae
Source: the annotation of a GenBank genome assembly